Messenger RNA from Aspergillus niger, 2286 nucleotides. RefSeq lists its product as uncharacterized. The record is from RefSeq and is a predicted model, not a curated record. Gene Ontology annotation, molecular function: zinc ion binding; DNA-binding transcription factor activity, RNA polymerase II-specific. Gene Ontology annotation, biological process: regulation of DNA-templated transcription. The transcript has 4 exons. Lineage: Eukaryota; Fungi; Ascomycota; Eurotiomycetes; Eurotiales; Aspergillaceae. The coding region runs from base 1 to 2286 and encodes 761 amino acids.
AUGUCGAAUGUCGAUUUAUCAAGCGACGGCUUCAUUGGCCUGGACUACGACUCGAGGAAUUACCUCCAAGCUCACUCAUGGCCCGUGGCGGUGGACCAUCAGGCCUCUCAGCGAUCGGAUGGAGCGCGAGACAUCUCGCCCUUGCAAACCAGCGGUCACGCUUACGAUCAAUCGGUAGCUCAGGAUCCUAAUCUGAUGGUCGACUGGCACUUCCAGCACUUGCAACCCCACCUUCAGUACUCCCAUGAGGAGGCCUCCUCCGCUCCCCAGCAGUUCACCACCGCCGCUAGCUAUGGCAUGUCUAUCCACUCUUCCCCCGUGGAUCUCAUGUCUGGAGCCCACGGCCACAUGAGCACGAGCCUGCUCGAUGGCUCUUAUUUGCCCCUCUCUGCGCCGGUCGACAUGGUUCCAUUCCCUUACCAUGACCUCCAGGCCGACCUCAUGGCUUUCCCUCCAGCCGCCGAUGGCUUACCAGAUCUGUCCGCCUACAGCGCACCGCAGAAUGUUCUGGAGAGCAGCUCACCCACCGACACCUACCUGGAGGUCCGUUCUCUGUCCAGUAGCGACAAUGGCUGGAGCACCAUUGAGCCCCGCCGCUCCCAUGAAUUCUCCUACCCGGACCAGGGCAUCUUUAUCAAUCCCACCCAGACCCUCCACGACCGGUCUCUGUCCGAGUCGUCCUAUUCCACCUCAUACGGCAGCUUCGUGGAGAUUACGAAUCCCAUCAAUUCGCCCAGCUCUGACACCAACUUCGACACUGCUUUCAACCACAGCAUGACUCGUCGGGUCUCUUAUGACCAUACCUCGCAUGGUUCGCAGUCCCCGACUGCGGUUAGCCCCGUGGCCAUUGUACGACCCAUUCCGGUGCCUUCCAAGAAGGCGUCGACCCCGCCUACUCGGUCUGCAGCAUCAACUUCAUCGGCUUCCCCUCCUAGCCGGAAGCCGUCCCGUAAGAGCCCGAUUGCUGCCAAGACAGCCGAGACCAAGGUCCGUAAGCAGUCGCAAAAUGGAAAGCCAGAGACCGAGAAGCGUGUUGGCAAGCGUAAGGGGCCGCUCAAGCCGGACCAACGGAAACAAGCCAGCGAGAUCCGCAAGCUGCGCGCGUGCCUGCGUUGCAAGUUCUUGAAGAAAACUUGCGAUAAAGGAGAACCCUGCGCGGGCUGUCAACCCUCGCAUGCGCGGUUGUGGCAGGUUCCCUGCACGCGCAUUGACAUCAAAGAGAUCGGCUAUUUCAUGAAGGACUGGAAGGCGGACUACGAUCGUCACGUCAAUUAUGAUUUCACGGUCGGAAACAUCAAGGGGUUCUCGGAUCUGGAGACGACUCUCUUCAUCACUCAUGGCUACGGUCAGGUUCUUCCCAUCAAUGCCCGCGAGGUCUACGUACACGACGAUCAGUGCUUCAAGGUCGACUGGGUCGAGUCUAUGCACCGGGAACCGACGCCAUACGAGGUGGAAACGGCCAGGCUCUCCGCUGGAAUGGAAGGCAUUUCGCACGCUAUGCUCUCGGAUUAUCUGGAUCGCCACAUUGACGGCAACGGAACGUUUGAGAAGUUUGUGGAUGACUACUUCGAAGGCACACCUUUCCUGACGCAGAUGCUGAAGACGGCCUUCCGGUAUUACUACCGCACGAAGUUGCCCGUGAUUCGCAAGGCGUUGAAGCUCAUCAUUGCCUACAACCUGACGCUUCACGUUACCAUGGUGGAGGGUAUUGGCGAGGAGGAGCAGUUCAAGGGAAAGAUCAACGACAAGUCGUCCAAGUUCAGUGGCAAGACGAUAGCGCCUGUGAUGGUCAACUUCCAGGUCAAGUGUGCCAUGGCGAACAUGUGGCGAGAGUUGCAGAAAGAUGUGCUGGAAGAGCUCUCUAGCCUCUACUCUAGUGUCUACAGUGGAGAGAAGCUCAAGAACUGGCCGACAAUUUUCAUUCUGGCUUCGAUACUUUUGGCCGUGUGGGAGGAGAUGCAGUUUGACUGCCAUUAUCGGACUCCGGAUGCUGCCGCUGUUGAGAAGUUCUGCAACGAUAUGGAGACCACGCCGGUGGGAGUCAUCGUCGGUCUGUUCCAGGCGAUUUCACAAAAGCUGCCUGCGUUUACGGACUGGGAGACGACCAAACACCACCACCUGCUGCACUCGAAUCCCGAUGUCUGCAACACAAUGACCGAGGUCCGCCAACAUGUUACGCAAUUUGAGAGCUAUCUUCGGGGCCGCUCUGGUUCCAAGUUCAACCGCAAUGACUUCGACUGUUUAUCCAACAAAUUUGUUUCCCGACUUGUGAUUCGCGCAAACUAA